This is a messenger RNA of Rotaria sp. Silwood2, 1227 nucleotides long. The record is from the annotation of a GenBank genome assembly. Lineage: Eukaryota; Metazoa; Rotifera; Eurotatoria; Philodinida; Philodinidae.
AUGAGUCGUCAACGAGCUCUUCACGACCGAAUAAUUACUAUUCAAGAAGAUACAAGAGGAUUUAUACGAAAUAAUUUCAAUCAACAAUUUAUUAUUUGGCCCUGUAAAUAUGAUCCACAAGCAAUACUACUUCUUAUACUUGAUCAAGCACUUGCUUAUGUCCGAAAACAAGAUAGAGUGGAUGAUACAGAUGCAAAUGUUCUUGCAAUGUUUACAAAAACACUUGCUAUUAUUGAUUGUAUAUCAACAUUGAUUACAAUUCGACCGGAAUAUUAUGAUAGAUUUAAUGGAAUUUUAUUAAGAAUUAUUUAUCUUUUACCAGGUUUAUGCAAAAUGAAUGUUAUUCCAUCUCAUGUUUUAAUACAAGCAUUUCAAACAAUGAAACAUGCUCAGAACUUGACAAUUUUAUUUCUUGAUUCGAGUUUAUUUCCAUCAUUUGUUGAUAAAAAUACAAUUGUAUCGAAUGAACUUGAUCCGACAGCUCGAUUACCUGAACUUGAUAGUGCAUUUUGGGGUCGAUUAGAAAUAAUGUGUAGUGAAAAUCAAUAUGCCGAUGAAUGGAUUCCAGUAUUUAUUACAUUACUCGAAGUCACACGAGACACUGUUCGUAUUAGUGAAACAACUGAUAGUUUUCGAGCAAUUAUUUUUCAUUUACUUUUUUCCACAUUACCAAAAUCCAUAAAGAUAAAACGAUGGUUACCAAUACGUGAACAAUGUUUAAAAUUAAUAUGGACUGUUAUUAUUCGUUGUUUACCAUCAUCAUCAGUAAAAGUAUCAACAGAUGAUGAACAAAACAAAUCACCGAUUUUUAUCUUUGGUUGGCUACAACAUCCAUCUGUUAGUCAAACCUUACUUCAAUGUGCUAGACCAUCAGAUACUGAUACUACAUUAUCUGAUCCGGCAAAUCGAAUUCUAUAUCAAUCAUGUUUACAAAAUUCUAUGUCAAUUAUUUCAUCUAUAAUUGAUUAUCAAGUAGAAAAUUUUAAACAAAAUAUGAAUACACCAAAUAAUCCAUUUGCAUCGAAAUUAUUAAUUAAAGUUUGCAUUGAUUUCUUAUUACAAUAUAUUAAUGAUAUAAAAGCACCAAUUUGUCUACGAUGUUUAACAAGUUUAGCUAAAAUUACACCUGGACUCUCAAUUUUAUUAGAAACAAAUAUUGAACGAUUUCGAACAUUUAUUAUAGAAAGCAUAAAAGAUAGAACGGUAAAAUCAUUAUCAUUAGCUUAA